AUGGUGUCUCCCCUCCCCCACAGCGAGAAGUUACCAGGUGAAUACUUCAGGUACAAGGGCAUUCCCUUCCCCGUGGGCCUCUACUCACCUGACAGCAUCAGCAUCGUGGAGAACGCGUCCGACGUUCGGGACGACGACAUCUUCAUUGUCACCUACCCCAAGUCAGGCACCAACUGGAUGGUGGAGAUCGUCAGCUUAAUCCUGAAGGACGGGGAUCCCUCUUGGAUCCGCUCGGUGCCUAUCUGGGAGCGGGCGCCUUGGUGUGAGACCAUCAUGGGCGCUUUCAGCCUCCCGGACCAGUCCAGCCCUCGCCUCAUGAGCUCACACCUCCCCAUCCAGCUCUUUACUAAGGCCUUCUUCAACUCCAAGGCCAAGAUGAUCUACCUGGGCCGGAACCCCCGGGACGUGGUGGUCUCCCUCUAUCAUUACUCCAAGAUUGCCAGGCAAUUGAAGGACCCCGGCAAGCCCGAACAGUUCCUGCAGGACUUCCUCAAUGGCGAAGUGCAAUUCGGCUCCUGGUUCGACCACAUUAAGGGCUGGAUUCGGCUGCAGGGCAAAGAGAACUUCCUGUUUAUCACCUAUGAGGAGCUGCAUCAGGACCUCUGCGGCUCCGUGCAGCGCAUCUGCGAGUUCCUGGGUCGGCCGCUGAGCGAGGAGGCGCUGGGCUCGGUCGUGGCGCACUCGUCCUUCGGCGCCAUGAAGGCCAACACCAUGUCCAACUACACACUGCUGCCUCCCAGCCUGCUGGACCACCGCCGCGGGGCCUUCCUCCGGAAAGGGGUCUCCGGCGACUGGAAGAACUACUUCACCGUGGCGCAGAGCGAAGCGUUCGACCGCAUCUAUCGCGAGCAGAUGCGGGGGCAGCCAACCUUCCCCUGGGACGAGGCCCCGAAGGACGCCAGCCCGGACCUCGAGCCCAGCCCCGACCCUAGUCCUGGCCAGGCCCCCGAGACCCCCUACCAUUGACGCUGAGAAUAAACAUAUGGCUC
Messenger RNA from Trichechus manatus latirostris (Florida manatee), 989 nucleotides. RefSeq names its product sulfotransferase family 2B member 1 (gene SULT2B1). Gene Ontology annotation, molecular function: sulfotransferase activity. The transcript is spliced from 6 exons. Gene Ontology annotation, cellular component: cytoplasm. The coding region runs from base 1 to 966 and encodes 321 amino acids. Gene Ontology annotation, biological process: sulfation. Lineage: Eukaryota; Metazoa; Chordata; Mammalia; Sirenia; Trichechidae. The record is from RefSeq and is a predicted model, not a curated record.